UCAUUACUAAUAAGUGUUGCAAAAUUACAGUUUAUAUGAUGAGAUAUUUUCACAUGAAUUGAAACUGUGUUGUUGGGUGUUUUUUAGAAGAACUAAUGGCAAGGAAAAAAAGAAAGUGACUCGUGCACCCAAUGGAAGAAGUGACUUCACUACCUGCUGUCCCAAUUAUGGGAAUUGAAUUUGGCAGUUUUCACCAAAAUGGCCUACCGCCUACCUGAUGGACAAUUCUUUGAUGUCCCAACACCUUUUUUUCCCCAAUUCAGACACUUUUAAAGAGCUUUCCCUUUCAUGCUAUACAAGCAUCAGAUUACAGGGUACCAAAUCUGUGGAAAAUCUGUUCAUCAAUAGUUGAAACCUCUAUAAUUGAUGGAUUUUAGUUUUGUAGACUUGAGAGUAAUUAGACUUUAAGACAUCACCACACUAAAUACACCCUCACCAUUAACUCGUUGGACUAUAUUUAAAUUCUUUGCUUUUAAGUUAGUUUUCAUUAACUAUGGCUUUUCCUUGGGCUUAUUGUACUAUUUUACUUGCUGUUUACCAAUUUACUGAUGCAUUUUCCAGUAAUGUUUACAUUGUUUAUAUGGGAGAUAAACCUCAUGAUGUGCCCGAGCUUGUUAAAGAUUCCCACCAUGAGCUCCUCUCUCACAUUCUUGGAGGCAAAAAGACCGCCAUGGAAUCAAUUUUGUACAGCUACACACAUGGAUUCUCAGGAUUUGCUGCUGUCUUAACUCCGUUUCAAGCCAGAAUUGUUGCAGGAUUGCCCGGAGUUGUUCGUGUAGUUCCUAAUCGAAUUCUCAAUUUGCACACAACAAGAAGUUGGGAUUUUCUGCAAGUCACUUCCCACUUGCACAAUGGAAUUCUCUUGAGAGGUCAAUAUGGUGCUGGGUCUAUUGUUGGCAUCCUAGAUACUGGGAUAUGGCCUGAAUCUGAAAGCUUCAAAGACGAUGAAAUGAAAGCUGUUACUUCUCAUUGGAAGGGGAUAUGCCAGGAAGGUGAGCAAUUCAAUCGAUCAAACUGUAACAGGAAAAUAAUUGGCGCUCGCUGGUAUGUCAAAGGAUAUGAGGCUGAAUUCGGAAAGCUGAGCACAUCUGAUGGCUCUGAGUUUCUGUCUCCCAGAGAUGCAACUGGCCAUGGGACACACACAUCAUCUACAGUGGCCGGUGCUUGGGUAGGAAAUGCAAAUGUUUUGGGAUUAGGACAAGGACUGGCCAGAGGAGGUGUUCCUUCAGCUUGGUUAGCUGUGUAUAAAGUUUGUUGGGCUACUGGUGGCUGCAGUUCAGCUGAUAUUCUUGCUGCAUUUGAUGAUGCAAUAUUGGAUGGAGUGGAUGUGAUUUCAAUGUCUCUAGGUUCAUUGCCUCCUCUUUCAACUUAUGUUGAUGAUACAGUGUCUAUCGGUUCUUUCCACGCUAUGGCUAAUGGAAUUUCUGUCGUCUGCUCUGGUGGAAAUAAUGGUCCCUAUCCCGAAACAGUUGUAAAUACAGCUCCAUGGGUGAUCACUGUUGCAGCAAGCACCAUUGAUAGAGCUUUUCCUAUUAAAAUAACCUUGGGGAACAAUCAAACUUUUGUGGGUCAAGCAUUGUAUAUGGAUAAGGAUCUUGACAAGUUCUAUCCCAUUGUGUAUGGAGAAGACAUCAUGUCUACUGAUGCAUAUGAAGAUGAUGCAAGAAGUUGUGUUGCUGAUUCCCUAAAUGCCACUUUAGCGAGGGGGAAGGUUCUUCUUUGUUUUGAAUCUCGAAUUCAAAAGUAUCCUGUCAAUGCUGCAAGAACUGUGAAAAAUGUUCAGGGAAUUGGACUUGUCUUCGCAAAGUUUCAAACUAAAGAAGUUAGUUUGUGUUUGGAUGUCCCCUGUGCUCAAGUCGACUUUACAAUAGGAACAUCUCUGCUAACAUACAUAGGGUCAACCAGCAAUCCUAUUGUAAAGUUUAACCUUCCAAGGACAAUUGUGGGGCAGCAGGUCUCCCCACAUGUUGCACUAUUUUCUUCUCGAGGACCAAGUUCCCUCUCUCCUACCGUGCUGAAGCCCGAUAUUGCUGCUUCAGGGGUUGAUAUUCUAGCCUCCUGGUCGACAGCUGCAGCAGCCCAGCCAUCUGGUGCCAUUGAGAAUCAUCUUCAUCCAUUCAAAUUCAAGUUUGCCUCCGGUACUUCCAUGGCGUGUCCCCACAUAUCUGCCAUUGUCUCUCUUCUGAAAUCCAUCCACCCAUCAUGGAGUCCUGCUGCAAUAAAGUCUGCCCUGGUCACUACAGCCUCUUUAACAGAUGAAUAUGGUCAGGCAGCUGUUGCAGAAGGAGCUCCACACAAGCAGGCCGACCCAUUUGACUAUGGUGGUGGCCAUGUCAAUCCUAACAAAGCUAUUGAUCCUGGUCUCAUAUAUGACCUGGAUGUCAAAGAUCAUGCUCGUUUUUUAUGUGCACUGGGCUAUAAUGCAACAUCCAUCAGCUUGCUGACACGGACUAAUGCUCCUUGUCGAGGAACUGCCAAUUUCCUAGCCAACUUUAAUUUGCCUUCUAUCACCAUUCCUCAGUUGAAGAACUGCACGACUGUUUCAAGAAUUGUGACAAAUGUUGGUCCUGAUCUGUCGAUUUAUACUGCUACAAUUCAAGCUCCCCCGGGAACAGAUGUGAUGGUGGAACCCCCAAUUCUGGCAUUCAAUUCUGAUUUGAAGAAACUAAAGUUCAAGGUAACAUUCUGCUCCAUGCUAAGAGUACAAGGAACAUACUCGUUUGGGAAUUUGUUAUGGGAGGAUGGAUUGCACGUCGUAAGGAUACCGUUGAUUGUUCGAUCCAUUGUUCAAGAGUACUAUCAUUAAACAUAAUCAGAGUUCUUGUCUCGGACCAGAAUCUGUGAUUGUUUACUAAUUUUGCUGAAAUAAAAGUUGUUACAUUUGAAAAUGGUUAUUAAAAAGUUUGAUGAGCAUAUGAGGUUUUAACCCUAUAAAUGUGUCUGCUCUCCAGUGGCAUAAGCUAUUAAAAUUACCCGUUUCCUAA
Messenger RNA from Olea europaea var. sylvestris, 2984 nucleotides. RefSeq names its product subtilisin-like protease SBT3.6. The coding region runs from base 494 to 2806 and encodes 770 amino acids. The transcript has 11 exons. Lineage: Eukaryota; Viridiplantae; Streptophyta; Magnoliopsida; Lamiales; Oleaceae. Gene Ontology annotation, molecular function: serine-type endopeptidase activity. Gene Ontology annotation, biological process: proteolysis. The record is from RefSeq and is a predicted model, not a curated record.